Alnus glutinosa is the source of this 1726-nucleotide messenger RNA. RefSeq names its product cation/calcium exchanger 2. Gene Ontology annotation, molecular function: monoatomic cation transmembrane transporter activity. Lineage: Eukaryota; Viridiplantae; Streptophyta; Magnoliopsida; Fagales; Betulaceae. Gene Ontology annotation, cellular component: membrane. The transcript has 2 exons. Gene Ontology annotation, biological process: transmembrane transport; monoatomic cation transport. Bases 72 to 1712 code for a protein of 546 amino acids. The record is from RefSeq and is a predicted model, not a curated record.
CAAUUGCUCUGGUCAGGUUCCCAGUUCCCACCACCAUGAGCUAGCAAUUCCCAGUGUUGUAGACGCCUUCAAUGGUUUUUCUGUCAUCAAGUUUUACUUCAUCCAGCACUUGCAGAGAAAGUCUUGUUUUGAGCAAAUUCCAUGGCUUCACUAGCAGCAGCAAGCAAGGCUGCAAGGGCUUACAUACGCUAGAUGACUACAAAGCCAAGUGUUCGUACCUUAAAUCCCAUGACCCAUGUGCUUCCCAGGGCUAUAUUGACUAUCUUUACCUUUUCUAUUGCAAAAUUGGGAGUUUUCCCCUUCUGGGUUAUACUCUUCUUUUUCUUUGGCUUCUAGUUCUGUUUUAUCUGUUGGGAAACACAGCUUCUGAAUACUUUUGUUUUUCACUUGAAAGCUUAUCAAGGUUACUCAAAUUGUCUCCUACAAUUGCUGGGGUUACUCUGCUUUCUCUUGGCAAUGGUGCCCCUGAUAUUUUUGCAAUCAUCGUCUCCUUUAUGGGUAAUGGGACGUGUGACACUGACGUUGGCCUUAAUACAGUACUAGGGGGUUCUUCCUUUGUAACAUGUGUUGUGGUUGGAAUCAUAAGCAUUUCAAGGCGCACAAAGCAGAUUCGAGUAAACAAGUCUGCCUUUGUAAGAGAUGUUUGUUUUUUCCUUUUGGUUCUUGUGUUCUUGAUUGUAAUAUUGAUUCAGGGGAAAAUCGAUCUGUGGGGUGCAAUUGCUUUUUCUUCACUGUAUAUUGUUUAUGUGAUAAUGGUUUACACCUCACACUUCCACUCAAAGAAUGGUGGAGAAGACAGUGAAAGACAUUGUAAUUCGAGCAACUGCAGUGACUUGACUAUACCUAUUCUUACUGACAUGGAGAAGGGGGGGGAGCUUAGUACUUCUUUAGUAGACGUCAAGAAGAGCUGCUUUUGUUCAAGAUCAUCAGCUUUUUGUGGUGCAUUUCUUUGCAUCCUUGAGAUGCCUCUUAAUUUACCAAGGCAAUUGACAAUUCCUAUUGUUUGUGAGGAAAGAUGGUCUAAGCCAUAUGCAGUUGCUUCAGUGACACUAGCGCCACUGCUGUUGUCAGCUCUUUGGAACCCUCAAGACUAUGGAAUUGGGUUGUUUUUUGGGAUUGCUUUUGGGUUUCUUGCUUUCUUGACAACUGAGAACUCUUGCCCACCAAAGAAAUGCACUUUCCCUUGGCUUGCAGGAGGCUUUUUAAUGAGUAUAACUUGGAGCUAUAUUACUGCUCAGGAAUUGGUAGGGCUGCUAGUUUCACUUGGGUAUAUGUGUGGAAUAAACCCUUCUAUACUAGCUCUAACAGUCCUUGCAUGGGGCAACUCACUUGGAGAUCUGACCACAAAUUUGACAAUGGCUAUGAAUGGUGGAGCAGAGGGAGCUCAAGUUGCCAUAUCAGGCUGCUAUGCUGGCCCCAUCUUUAGCACUCUCUUUGGUUUGGGCUUGUCUCUUGUAGGCUCUUGUUGGGCAAAAUACCCAUCAUUUGUAGUGAUACCUAGAGAUCCAUACCUCUUGGAGACACUAGGAUUUUUGGCUGGUGGGUUACUUUGGGCUCUUGUGGUUUUGCCAUGGAGAGACAUGAGGCUCGAUGGGGUCUUGGGAGGAGGGCUUUUAGCUGUAUAUAUAGUUUCUCUGUUUUCAAGGUUGAUACAAACACAUGGGUCUCUCAACCUUCUCUAUAUAUAUAAAACUAAAAGUAAUGAUAUUUAGUAGACUGUUAUACA